CUAGUGAACAUUUAUUUACAAACACUCUCUCACAUAUGAGAGAGAGAGAGAGAGAGAGAGAGAGAGAGAGAGAGAGAGAGAGGAGGCGUGGUGGUAACUUUCAUUUGUGAUUAAUUACCAGUCAUUUUCUGGGUUCCCUUUUCUUCAAUAUUGGGCGUGUAAGUGCUAGCUAGGGGGGGGAGGGGCUAAAUAAAGCUAGCUAUUAAGGGGCCUCUGUGAUUUCUUCCAUCGUGAAGUUUGUUCUUUGCCAGUAAUGGUGAUGGUUUGUUUGUUCUGUCUCUGCUCCUUUCGUUGUUGGCACUGAAUGCAACGACAUGGGCAUUACUGUCAUUAAAAGGAAGAGAGGGGUUUCAACUCUGCAUCUUCUUCUUCUCCUUCUCCAUUUCCUCUCCUCCUCUGCCAUUUUCUCUGGAAAACUAGUUGUGGGUUUGAAUUACACCAAGCAUACGAGGAGAGUUGGAAGCUUGAGACUCUCCAGGAUUCAGAGGCACUUGGAGAAGAUCAACAAGCCUCCUGUCUUCACCAUUGAGAGCCCAGAUGGAGAUGUUAUCGAUUGUGUUCAUAAGAGAAAACAGCCAGCUUUGGAUCACCCUCUCCUCAAGAAUCACAAGAUCCAGAGACAUCCACCAGAAAGGCCUAAAUCAAAAACAUUGAAGAGAGAGGAGGAAAAUGGCUCCAACAACACAACUAGAGAGGGGAUGGUUGCAUGGCAGACGUGGCACCAAAAGGGGGAGAGGUGUCCGAAGGGGACGGUGCCGAUACGGCGGAGCACGGUGGACGAUGUGCUGAGGGCCAAGUCCUUGUAUGACUUUGGGAAGAAGCAAGUGAAAACACCAUUAAUUAAAAAUGGUGGUGGCAGGCAAAUUAAUGCACCAGAUGUGGUUAGUGGUAAUGGCCAUGAGCAUGCGAUAGCGUACACGGGAGCCUCGCAAGAGGUGUACGGGGCUAAAGCGACAAUAAACGUGUGGGACCCAUCCAUAGAAGAAGUCAACGAGUUCAGCCUCUCCCAGAUUUGGGUGCUCUCGGGAUCGUUCGAUGGCUCAGAUCUCAACAGCAUCGAAGCUGGCUGGCAGGUUAGUCCGGAGCUUUAUGGUGACAGCAGGCCCAGAUUAUUCACUUAUUGGACGAGUGAUUCAUACCAAGCAACAGGGUGCUACAACCUUCUCUGCUCAGGGUUUAUCCAGACCAACAGUAAGAUUGCCAUUGGGGCUGCCAUUUCUCCUGUGUCCUCACUUUCAGGCAGCCAAUUCGACAUCACAAUCCUCAUUUGGAAGGAUCCAAAACUUGGGAAUUGGUGGAUGAGCUUUGGAGAGAGCACGCUAGUAGGAUAUUGGCCGGCGGAGCUGUUCACGCACCUAGAUGAUGGAGCCACCAUGGUGGAGUGGGGAGGAGAGGUGGUGAACUCACGGGCCAACAACCGACACACCACCACCCAAAUGGGCUCAGGCCAAUUUGCUGAACAAGGUUUUGGAAAAGCUAGUUACUUUCGAAAUCUCGAGGUUGUGGACUCGGACAACAGCCUCACCUCGGCCAAGGGCAUAUCGACCCUAGCCGAGAACGUCAACUGCUACGACAUCAAGAGUUUCUCCAACGGUGCAUGGGGCACCUACUUCUACUAUGGAGGGCCUGGGUACAACCCAAAAUGUCCAUGAUCACCCUAUAUAUAUGUUUCUAUAGAGAAUUCUUUUGUCAAAUCUUGGAAGUAAAAAAAUGCUAUUUCCACUCUUGUUUCUGCUACGUCCACGAAUUUAUUUUUUGGCGGGGCAUGUUCAUGACGUACGUGAACGUGAGGAAGGCAUGUACUCGGUAUAUAAGACCGAAGUUAGCAUCAAACAGGUAUGGAAAUAACAUUAUUUGGUA
Molecule: messenger RNA, 1860 nt
Organism: Rhododendron vialii
Lineage: Eukaryota; Viridiplantae; Streptophyta; Magnoliopsida; Ericales; Ericaceae
Product: protein neprosin
Exons: 7
Coding region: 315-1652 (445 amino acids)
Source: RefSeq, a predicted model, not a curated record